Molecule: messenger RNA, 2317 nt
Organism: Aphidius gifuensis
Lineage: Eukaryota; Metazoa; Arthropoda; Insecta; Hymenoptera; Braconidae
Gene: bib
Product: neurogenic protein big brain
Exons: 4
Coding region: 429-2222 (597 amino acids)
Biological process (GO): transmembrane transport
Cellular component (GO): plasma membrane
Molecular function (GO): water channel activity
Source: RefSeq, a predicted model, not a curated record
UGUUGUCAUACGUGAUAUACACACCACGACUUCACGAGAAACAAGAUCACUCGAGAUCGCGUUGCCAAAGUGGCAGCAUCGGUGCGAGCUUGAUAAAUUUUAAUUAAACUAUUUAAUAUAAAUAUUAAUUAAUUAAAAGUAUUCAAUUCAGUGACUAAUAAAUUAAUUUUUUUUAAAUGACAACAAUUGAUCAAUUAAAGUAAUAAAAAAAUUAAAAAAAAAACAAAGUUUUAUUAAUAUCAUAAAAGAGACAAGUUUCUACAUAAGAGUUAAAGAAAAAAAAAAUAUGCUGUUCAAUUAAAGCUCAUUAAGUCUUGUUGAAGAUAUACAUCAAGUCCACUUUGUUCAGUCUCAAGAAUUUGUGGUGAAAUAUUCAAGUUGAAAUAAAGUGUUUUUUGUUGUUGUUUAAAAAAAAAAAAUAAAUAAAAAUGGCAACUGAAUUGCCAAGAGAUAUUGAUGCACAAAUUGUUAAUUUAUUAACAAGAAUAUCAUCAAUUCGUGAUGGUAAUAUACGUGAACGUACAAUUGAUCGUAGACAAUCAAUGUCAAAUGAAAUGAGAAGUCUUGAAUUUUGGCGGGCAGUUGCUGUUGAGUGUUUUGCAACAUUUUUAUUUGUUCUUGUUGUACUUGGUGCUGCUGGUUCAUCAAAUGUUUAUGGUAGUGGACUAUCAGUAUUAGCAACAUCAAUUGCAUCUGGUUUUGCUAUUGCUGCAAUUUAUCUUAUAUUUGGCCAUAUAAGUGGAGGUCAUGUUAAUCCAGCAGUAUCAAUAUCAUUUGCUCUAUCACGUAGAAUAUCAAUACUUCGUGCUGGUUUUUAUUUAGUUGCCCAAUGUGGUGGUGGACUUGCUGGUGCAGCAAUGCUUUAUGGUGUUAAUGGAGCUCAGGCAAUGCCACCAGCUGCUAAUAGAAAUAUUCAUGGUACUGAUAAAAUUUUGCUUGUUGAAAUGUCAUUGUCUGUACUUAUUGUACUUGCUUAUUUAAAAUGUGAAUCAGUUAAAAAAAUUGCUGUUCUUGGAUCAUCAAAACCAGCUGGUGUUUUAGCUGCUGCAUAUACUGCUGCAACAUUAGUAUCUAAUCCAUAUUUAAAUCCUGCAAGAGCAUUGGGUCCAGCAUUUGUAACAAACCGUUGGGAUAAUCAAUGGGUAUAUUGGGUUGGACCAAUUGCUGGUGGUGCAUUAGCAGCAAUGAUACAUGAAUAUGUAUUGAGUCCAAAACGUUCACGUAAUUCACAUGAUAUUGAUGACAUUGAAAGUUCAUCAAUGCGAUCAGAUGAAGAUCCAUAUGAUGAUUUAGAUAAACAAACUGGACCAAAAUAUCCAGGUGGUUAUGCAACAUAUCGUCCAGUUGCUGGUGCAUCAUCAAUAUAUUCACCACCACCAAGUGCAAUUGAACGUGUUGAAUCAAUAUAUGGUGGUACAAAAUCUCUAUAUUGUAAAUCACCACCAUUAACACGUGCAAAUUUAAAUAGAUCACAAUCAGUAUAUGCUAAAUCAAGUGCAUCUGGACGUGAUGGUUUUAUAAUACCAAAACCAGGACCAUUAGUACCAGCACAAAGUUUAUAUCAAAUGAGAAUUGGACAAAGUAAUAUGCCAGGACCAACAACAAGAGAACAACAACCAAUAACAACAAGUAUAACAGGACAAAAUAUAACACAACAACCAACACAAAAUCAUAAUAGUACAAAUCAAAAUAUGCAAAAUCAAUUACAACAAUGUACACAAAGUAUUUAUGGUAUACGUGGUGUUUCAACAAGUGUUAGUACUAGAGAAAAUGGUAUUUAUGGUGUUACAACAUCAAGUAUUUAUGGUAGAGCACCAGCACCACCUCCACCACCACCACCAGUUAUAUCACAAAGUCCACAAGGACCAUCAUCACAAAUUAAUCAACAAGUUCAACAACAACAACAAGUCCAACAACAAGUUCAACAGCAACAACAACAGCAGCAGCAGCAACAGCAACAACAACAACCAGAAGCUUCUGGUAGUGUAAGAAGACCAGAGAGUAUGUAUGGACAUGUAUCAAGAAGAAGUGAUGAUUCAGCAUAUGGUAGUUAUCAAGGAUCAAGCAGAGGUAAUUAUGGAAAAAUACCAGGACCACCACCACCACCAGGCUGGAGUCAUCAUUCUGAACAAAAUAGACCAAGUCCAGUUGCUGGUCCACUUCAACAAAAUCAUAAUCAACAGAGUAAUUAUCAGAGAAAUUCACCUAAUCCACAGUAUUGACUAUAAAAUUAAUAUAUUAAUAUAAUAUUAUUUUUAAAAUAACUAUAAAUAAGAUAUUGAUUUAAAUAAAUAUAAUAAUUAAAUUAAAAAUUUUA